AUGCUCUCCCCCGAGCGCCACCGCCACCACCGCCACCCCCCGCCGCCGCAGCCGCCGCCGCCGCCGCACCACCCGCCGCAGCCCAGCCAUGUCGUGGCCACCAUCGAGAACCUGCCGGCGGAGGGCGGCAGUGGCGGCGGCAGGAGCGGCAUCUCCGCGCCCUCCUCCAGCGUGCGCCAGAGGAUCAGGAAAGUGCUGAACAGGGAUCUCUUGCUGUCUGUGGCACUUGGCCAGGUACUCUCCCUCCUUAUCUGUGGCAUUGGUCUCACAAGCAAGUAUCUGUCAGAAGACUUCCAUGCCAACACACCUGUUUUCCAGAGCUUCCUCAAUUAUAUUCUUCUGUUCUUGGUCUACACAACAACACUAGCUGUCAGACAAGGAGAAGAAAACUUGCUGGCAAUUUUGAAGAGGAGAUGGUGGAAGUACAUGAUCCUGGGGAUAAUAGAUAUAGAAGCCAACUACCUGGUAGUCAAAGCUUAUCAAUACACGACUCUUACCAGUGUACAGCUCCUAGACUGUUUUGUCAUCCCAGUGGUGAUACUCCUCUCCUGGUUCUUCUUACUGGUACGAUACAAGGCAGUGCAUUUCAUUGGGAUUGUGGUCUGCAUUCUGGGCAUGGGCUGCAUGGCAGGAGCAGAUGUCCUCGUUGGGAGACAGCAAGGAGCAGGUGAAAAUAAACUGAUAGGGGACCUCUUAGUACUUGGUGGAGCAACACUGUAUGGCAUCUCGAACGUCUGUGAGGAGUACAUCGUCCGAAAUCUGAGUCGAGUGGAAUUCCUGGGCAUGAUCGGGCUCUUUGGCUCCUUCUUCAGUGGAAUUCAGCUUGCAAUCAUGGAACACAAAGAGCUGUUGAAAGUCCCCUGGGACUGGCAAAUAGGCUUGCUGUAUGUUGGCUUUAGUGCCUGUAUGUUUGGCCUCUACAGCUUUAUGCCAGUGGUCAUAAAGAAAACCAGUGCUACUGCUGUCAACCUCUCCCUGCUCACAGCUGACCUGUACAGCCUCUUCUGUGGAUUAUUCCUCUUCCACUACAAGUUUUCAGGACUUUACUUGUUGUCAUUCUUCACGAUCCUUGUUGGGCUGAUGCUGUACUCCUCCACUUCCACCUACGUAGCCCAGGAUCCUCGGGUGUACAAGCAGUUUCGAAACCCUUCCGGACCUGUUGUAGACCUGCCAGCCACCAGCCAGAUGGAGCCUUCGGUGACAUACACCAGCCUGGGGCAGGAGACAGAAGAGGAGCCUCACGUUAGAGUUGCUUAAACCCAGGGCUGUUGAUCACCUAUUGACAGUGGAGCUCGUAUAUCCAUUAUCUCUGUAUUGUCCAUAGAGAAAGGUAUUUACCAGGUGCAGUUACACUGGUGAGCUGCAAGGUAGCAAAUAAGGAAAGCUCAUCCAAACACAAAUUAAUUGUUCCAGGGUGUUCCUUGCAAGGAGGUGCCAGUCCCUCGUUUAAGAAAUGAGCAGCAUGUUUGCAAUACAAACUGCUGGGUAGGAAUCAGUUAAUGUCAAACUACCUGUGAAAGAUGUUCAAUACGUAAGAUGAAAUUACAAAAAAAGAAAUUCAUAGAAGGGUGUUUUACACACACAGAGUGAUAUUAUGCCUAAGCCACACCAGUUGUGGAAAAAAUGCCUUUUUACAGCAAAUACACUUUGUGCAGUCACUGUUAAUUUCUCUCUAAAAUAUGUUUGUUUGCACAAAACAGAUGGGUUAGUCGUGGUUACAACACCCUGACACAUUUUUGCUAGCACCUUGGAUUUGGUGAGGGAAAUACAAUGAGUUCUUCUGUGCUAUCUGUCUAGUUGCCCUUUCUAGGUAAUGUGAUCCAUGAAUCCAGAGAAGGGACAACUUACAAUAUCCGUCUCUAUUCUAGGAAUAGGUAUAAGGUGAGCAUUUUAGCCUUUCUAUAUUUGCAGAAGUGAAGUACUCAAGCAUUGACCUCUCUAUGAUCCAUGGCAGAUUUCCUGGUGGCCAAGGCUCUGCAUCAGGUGACAGGGAGUCAGUUUCUCUGUAGUCGUGACUCAACACAGAUUUCUUACUUUUAAAGUUUUAACCUGUAGAAAGAAAAACACAUUUUCUAGUUUCCUACGUAUUGUACCCCUCCACAGAAAGAUGACACAUCAUGUGGAUCAGGGCACUUAUUUUAGAUACUCAGUGCAUCGAGGGUGCCUUCUGCUGUUCCAGUUUGCAUAGUCUCCCGUGGUUCAUUAUUCUAACAAUAGCUAUUUAGAAAUGUGUCAGUUUUUCACCAAAACCCACAGAUUGUAAAAAUCAGGAAGAUCAAGGGAGGAAUUCACAAGCAGAAAGACUGGACCAUCUGCUGGUGUUGCCUCAGUAGCACAAAGGCAUUUUACUGGCAGGGUGCAGCCAAUUAUUUUUCAUUAACUGUGAAGCAAGUAGAAGAAUUCAGCAGUUUUCUUACAUUCCUGGGGACGUGUGAAAAUAGUAAGGGUGUGCUCCACGCUUCUGUAUACCACUGUACUUCUGCCUCAGGAGCCUUACCAAAAUGGGAGAAAUCUUAGUCACCACCAUGAAAAAUCCAUCUUUGCCUGUAUGUUUGCUCUUCUGAGAGCCCAGUACAAGGAAAUCAUUAUUCCAAGAUCCUUUAUCUAUUUGUAAUUUAAAGUUAAGGAAGAUGAGGUGUUCCUGUGUCUAAAGAUAGGUGAGGAAUCUAGGGGAGUUUUUAUUCACCAAUCUGCCACAUCUUUGCAUGAAUCCUUGGGCAUGACUUACCUUCUGUGUGGCUGAGUUUCCCAAUCGAUAUAUAUGGGAAUAGUGGCAUUUUACCUACCUCACAGAGGUGCUAUGGGACCAAGUUAUCUUAAAAUGCUUCAGGAUCUUCAGAAAGAAGGUGUUUAAGAAGCACAUUACAGUGCUGUAAAAGUGUGUAUACAUUCACUGUAUUUGAAAAUGGAGUUUAAGGCAUGGUUGAUGAAUAUUUUGCUUGUGGGCAUAGAAGAUGAAUUUGAUUUGAAUGUUAUUCUACUGAAAAAGACUGUUUCAAGCAAAAAUGUAGGCCUUCAUGUUUGAAAAAUACAACUUACCUACAUCUAUUUAAAAAAGAAGAAAAAAACAAUCUAUACACUGGAGAUUAGAAAGGUCACACGGUUCAACCAAGCAGGAUGAAUUUCUGCUGAGGUAACAUUCAUUUUUUAUAGUCCUGUUCUGCUUUAAUACAGAAGGAACUUCCCUGAAGCAGACUGAGAGAAGUGUAUAUAUGCAUAAUAGACAUGAAGUGGCAAAUGUCAAAAUGCUUUUGAACAGCAGAAGUAUGCUGUAUCUUAUUCUUGCUGUGGAGAAGAGAUUAUUUCUUUCCCACUGUGUUUAGGCUGUCUGCCACAACCCUGCUGCACCUGGGGGAAGGUUCUGCAGUAUUGCCAAAUCAUGCCCAAAACUAGCCCUAUAGCUUUGGUUAAGAUGCCUUGGUACUAAACAAACAAAUGUAUAAU
This is a messenger RNA of Sturnus vulgaris (Common starling), 3444 nucleotides long. It is a transcript of the gene SLC35F1, whose product is annotated as solute carrier family 35 member F1. Gene Ontology annotation, molecular function: transmembrane transporter activity. The record is from RefSeq and is a predicted model, not a curated record. Gene Ontology annotation, cellular component: membrane. Gene Ontology annotation, biological process: transmembrane transport. Lineage: Eukaryota; Metazoa; Chordata; Aves; Passeriformes; Sturnidae.